This is a messenger RNA of Scheffersomyces stipitis CBS 6054, 969 nucleotides long. RefSeq names its product replication factor C subunit 3 (gene RFC3). The annotation marks the transcript as partial. The transcript has a single exon. Gene Ontology annotation, cellular component: Elg1 RFC-like complex; nucleus; Ctf18 RFC-like complex. Gene Ontology annotation, molecular function: DNA clamp loader activity; DNA binding; ATP hydrolysis activity. Lineage: Eukaryota; Fungi; Ascomycota; Pichiomycetes; Serinales; Debaryomycetaceae. The record is from RefSeq and is a predicted model, not a curated record. Gene Ontology annotation, biological process: DNA repair; DNA-templated DNA replication.
UACAGGGUUGAAAAGUACCGUCCAUCUACCUUAGACGAGGUGUACGGCCAAGAAGAGAUUGUCCAGACAGUUAAGAAAUUUGCCCAUGAAAACAGAUUGCCCCAUUUGCUAUUCUAUGGACCUCCUGGUACUGGGAAAACUUCUACUAUCAUAGCGUUGGCGCGCGAGAUCUACGGCACCAACUACAAGAACAUGGUUCUUGAGCUCAAUGCAUCGGACGACAGAGGUAUUGACGUAGUUAGAAACCAGAUCAAGAACUUUGCCUCCACCAUGCAGAUUUUUUCCAGAGGUUUCAAGUUGAUUAUCUUGGAUGAAGCCGAUGCCAUGACAGCUGUGGCCCAAAACUCGUUGAGAAGAAUCAUCGAGAAGUAUACCAAAAACACCCGUUUCUGCAUUCUUGCCAAUUAUGCUCACAAACUCAAUCCGGCAUUGCUUUCUAGAUGUACGCGUUUCCGCUUCCAUCCCAUCUCUGAGGAUGCCAUUAAAGAUAGAAUCCAGAACGUCAUCAUCAAAGAAAGUUUGAAAAUCGAUCCUCCGGCUGAGGCCGCAUUGCUUAAGCUUUCGAAGGGAGACAUGAGGAGAGCAUUGAAUGUUUUACAAGCGUGCAAGUCAGCCGUGGACUCUGCCGAUGAAGAGAUUACUGAAGAUAUGAUCUAUGAAUGCGUAGGCGCACCACAUCCGAAAGAUAUAGAAGUAGUUCUAGACUCCAUUUUGAAGGACGACUGGACUACGGCUUACAUAACCAUUAACAAGUACAAAACCACUAAAGGUUUGGCACUCAUAGACUUGAUUUCAGGCUUCAUCGAAAUCUUGAAUCAAUACAAGUUGCAGGGCAAGACAAGAAUCGAAAUUUUCAAGGGUCUAAGCGAGAUAGAGUACGGAAUAUCCAGAGGAGGAAACGAUAAGAUCCAGAGCAGUGCUAUCAUCGGAGUGAUAAAGGAUGCGUUGGAAUACGAAGCAGUAGCUUAG